Messenger RNA from Asterias rubens (European starfish), 3013 nucleotides. Its product is annotated as carboxypeptidase B-like. The transcript has 9 exons. The record is from RefSeq and is a predicted model, not a curated record. Gene Ontology annotation, biological process: proteolysis. Bases 1040 to 2395 code for a protein of 451 amino acids. Lineage: Eukaryota; Metazoa; Echinodermata; Asteroidea; Forcipulatida; Asteriidae. Gene Ontology annotation, molecular function: metallocarboxypeptidase activity; zinc ion binding.
CCAAGACUGGGGGCAACGGAGGCCAUGACUUCUGUGACCUGCAUAUAAUUCCAGGCCUGGUUUUGAAAAAAAACGCAGGUUAAGCACGUCGUGAGUUUAUCACGGAAACCAUGAAAAAUAGUCAAGUGUAAGAGUCAAUAACCCAGGAUGUUAUAUCAAGAGGAUGUCCGUGAUAAUGAAACUGUUUUCCUAAUUUCCUCAUGUUUAAUUUGUUUCUGUUGAAUCACUUUUACUGAAUAAUAUUUGUGUAAUGUUCAUAAACAACCACCAAAUUACGAACAUGCUGCAUGCCUUUUAUAAAAUAAAUAUGUGUUCUGGAGAAAAAUAAUUUUUUGGUCAGGUUUCAUUUUGGUCAUCAUUUAUCAAAAAUCUUCUUAGGGGAAUUUACAAAUAUGCCCCACCGAUGUACAAUAAUGAUAAGGGGUUGGACACCUGUUAAACUUCCCAGGCAUUUCUCAAUUAUAACAGUUAAUCAGCAAUGAUAGGGAGUUAAACUCCCAACAACGCUGUAAUUUUGGACAUUGUAAGUUUGGGAUUUGAUGAUUGAGGAGCUUCCGUACUUGGUAGUUGGCAUUGGCGGUGUUCGGCUGAGAGAUGAGAGGGAUAUUAGUGCUGGCUUUAGCGGUUUUUGUGGCUGCAGAAACAAGAUAUGACGGGUUAGAUUCAAUAUUUUUCUUAUUUUGAUGUACGUGAACAGAGCUUGAAUACUGUUUUAAAAAAACAUGUAGAAACACCAAGAGAAAUGAGAGAAUGAAACUGACAAAAAAAAUUUGUCAAGCUUGAGUUGUAUAUUGAACAUAAAUCGGCACAUUUUCUUUCAAUGCUAAUUUUCAGCUCAAAUAAUAUUCUAUCAGGAAGGAAUUUGCCAAUAUAAAACAGGAGAUAUAUUUGAGCAUUUAAAUUGACAGUUUUUCUAUUUUGUUUUAUUUCACCCCUGUUCGCCUGUUCAUUAUUUCUCAAUUUCUCCACAAUAGUAUUUUAGCCAAAUGAUUCAUCCCCUAUUCACCUAUGCACAUAGUGACAUUGACUGCCAUAUUUGAUGAUUAAACAAUGGGAAAAGUGCACACGUGUAUGCGAGACUCACGACUCUCAGCCAACGAUAUCCAUUUGCAUGCUCACACUUCAUCAACGAUGGCAGCCAAUAACAAUCCAUCUAUUAACCAUUUGUGAAACCAAACUUGGUUGUUAUUCUCUCCCUCUGUGUAGAUUCAAGGUUCUUCGUAUUGAACCAUUGGAGAUUCUGGAUUCAACAUGGCUGAGUGACAUUGAAUCAAAGGUGGAGUUUUGGAGCAAUGUUCCCGGUCGUCCUGUUGACAUCAUGGUACCACCAGCACUAGAAGAUGAAAUCGUCUUGUUCCUCAGAUCGAAGAAGCUGGACUUCUCUUUGAUGAUUGGUGAUGUUCAGGCCGUGAUUGAUGGGCAGAGGAGCACCAUGAGGUCCAGGACAACGACCCAAGGCCUUGCGGACUUUAAAUACGAUCAAUACAACACCUACGACCAGAUCAAUCAGUGGGUGAGUGACAUGGCAGCAGAACACAGCGAUGUCGUCACCAAAUUUACAGUGACUCAGUCCUAUGAAAAACGCCUCAUUGAUGGUAUCAAGAUUUCAUCUGGUGGAAACAAUAAACCCGUCAUUUGGUUUGAGGGCGGUAUACAUGCGAGGGAAUGGAUCUCGCCAGCGACGGUCAUGCUUAUUUCGAAAUUUCUUGUGGAGGAUUUGAAAAACGGUGACCCUCAAGUGGUGAAGCUCGUGAACUAUUUUGAUUUCUACAUCGUUCCUUCUCUCAAUGUGGAUGGGUAUGCAUUUACCUGGUCAGAUGAUCGUUUGUGGCGAAAGACUCGCAGACCUAACCCUGGCUAUGGUUGUAUUGGCACAGAUCCCAAUAGAAACUGGCCCUACAUGUGGGGUGGCAGCGGUACAAGUCCAUGGCCAUGCAGCAUAACAUACCACGGUGGAAAGGCGCUCAGUGAAGUUGAGGUCAAAGGAGUGGUGGACUUUCUGACCAACCUGUCCGUUGGGAAUGAGAUCCGAAUGUUCAUCGACUGGCACAGUUACUCACAGCUCUGGAUGGCACCAUGGUCCUUCUCUUCUUCGGAGCAAAAUCCUGUUGACUGGUUAGACCAGAGCAACCUUGGCCAGGCAGCAGUUCAAGCACUCGAGGAGGUUCAUGGAACAACAUUUGUGUCAGGGAUGUCAGCCAAGCUGUUGUAUGAAGCUUCUGGUGCAAGCUGUGAUUGGGGUUAUGCAGUUCUCGGGGCCAAGUACUCCUACGUUGUGGAGCUAAGGGACAAGGGGAACUAUGGCUUCCUCCUUCCCGAAGAUCAGAUCAUGGCAUCUGGAGAGGAGGCUUAUAAGGCUACACUAGCUGCAGUAGAAUACGCCAUGAACAAUUAGGAAGAAAACUAACCAUGUUCUACAAACUUGUCAACAAUUUAGUUGAAAUCCCUCUUCAAGACUUCGAACAGCAUUCUACACACGACCAUACAAACAAAAUGUAGCUGUAGCUGGGAAAUUUGCAAAGCAGUAUUUUCUGCUUUAUGAACUGGGCGCUGUUAUGCCUGUAAUGGUCUACUGUGAAUGCUUAAUAACUACAAUUUCAUAAUAAAAUCAUGUCGAGCAUGGCUCUUUACAGGUAACAAUUAAAACAAACUAAAAAAACGGAUGUUGUUUUGUUGCCCUCAAUUGUUAUAGCAACUAAUUGGAAAUAAGUUCCCUAAUUUGUUUGAACAGAUGCAAGACCAUAGGGCAAGGUACAGGAGAGAUUAACAUGGUGGCUGCUCUGUCACACACCUACGUUUUGACAGCCCUAUGUUCUAUUGAUCACACCCCUAUGUUCCGACACACCUAUUGUAUUGUCCUAUUCCUAACCUUACAAGACUCUGGUAUUAUUGCCAAAAAUCUGGAGAGGUUAAGAAGAAUAAUCUGCGAUUUGAAUACACAAUCUGAGAAACCUUACUGUAGGAACAGAAAAGGACAUUAAAGGCAGUGGCACUGUGCACUAUUGGUAAUUAC